GAGACACCGACUGUUCGGAAGAAAGGUAAGGCGAACUCUUGUUGGAGAUCAACGUUGCGUGACAGAAACAUCUUUGGAGGCAGUUAAGUUGUCUCAUAUUAUCUUGGGUCUCAGAUGAUCUGUGAACGGAAGUUUUAAUUGCUUUUCUCUGACCUUUUCCACCACCAAGAUCAUGUUGCUCUAUUUGAGCUUUGUGGUGGUUCAUAUGUGCUAUUUAUUGGUGACAAUUCAUGGCCAAUUCAAUCCCCUUCCAUUGAAUCAGCGUGGGAGGGAACCACCUGCCGUGGUAAUGCCCAGAAGCUUCACGCCAAGGUCAGUGCAGGAGGCCUUUACUAGAGCUGGGACCAUCAUCAGUGAGAGGCGGAGCACCAUAACUGCUAGAAGAAGGCCACAAGAUCCAAUGAGCAAUAUACCGUCGGCGCGACAUCAGCGAUUCUUAGCCAGUAGACCGAGAUCCAGAAGAAUGGAAACCGUACAAGAACGGUUUGAAGAAGCCACCAGAGUUCUCCUCAAUGAAUUUAACCUGACUCCUCAGCAAAUCCUUUUCGGGCUUUCCCAAGCGAAUCUGUCGACGAUGCUGGAGGGAAAUGAAGUCCAGACCUGUCAGAACCAGUUUAAUUUCACGUGCAACCGUAACGAUAGGUACCGUACAUUCGAUGGGACGUGUAACAAUCUUCGCCAUCCUUCUUGGGGAAUGGCCGCUUCUUGCUUCGAAAGAUUGGUUGAGCCAGCCUAUGCUGAUGGUACAUCUCAGAAGAGGGUGGCAGUGUCUGGAAACCCUCUCCCACCGCCUCGACGUGUUUCAUUAGAAAUACACUCUCACAUGGACAAUCCGACAGAUUACGUCACCCAUAUGUUCAUGGCUUUCGGUCAGUUCUUGGAUCACGAUAUCUCAAUGAGCCCUCUCAGUCGAGUGAAUAAUGAACUGAUAGAAUGUUGCCCAACGAACCCCGACGAUCCACCUCAGUGCGAUCCUAUCCUUCUGGAAAGGGACGAUCCUUUCUUCAGUGCAUUCGGAAUCGAUUGUCUCAGCAAUGUUCGGACAACCAUUUGCUCAACUUGUUCAUUGGGUCCCAGACAGCAAACUAAUCAAUUGAGUUCUUAUAUUGAUGCCUCCCACAUCUAUGGGUUGAGCAGGAAUGAUUCUAAUGACCUCAGAAACAAUGACGGAACUGGUACAUUACGCUUCGUUAACCGCCCAGAAGCUGGUGGAGAGCUUCCUCCAGGUAGCGCACGACCCGCCGAAGAUCAGUGCAGUUUUCAAGAUCCCAACUUUGAUUGCUUUGAAACAGGAGAUCAAAGAGCCAAUCAGCACCCAGCCUUGACAUCUUUGCAUGUCUUAUUUUUGCGGGAGCACAACAGGAUAGCCCGAAGACUCAGAGAGGUCAACAGGAACUGGGAUGAUGAAAGACUGUAUCAGGAAUCCAGGCGAAUUGUCGGGGCGUUGAUGCAAAUGAUCACCUACAACGAAUUCCUACCCCUGGUCAUCGGUCCAGAGAGAAUGGAAUGGUUCGAUCUGUCCCUCCGUCGCAAUGGAUUCACGCAAUAUGACGAGACGGUGCCUGGCACGCUGGUAAACGAGUUCUCGACGGCCGCCUUCCGCUUCGGUCACUCCCUCAUCAACAGUUUCUUCCCAGAGAUCAGCAGAGGAUCCAAUUCAGGCGGAAGACUCAGGGACAUGUUUCAGUACCCCUUUGGUAUAUACAGAGGUCAGGUAGAUGGAUUGGUAACUGGACUUACUCAGUCACCGGCGCAGAAGUAUGACAGGUACAUGGUGAGAGAUGUCACCAACCAUUUGUAUCAACCUCGUGGAAAUGAGAGCGGUCUCGAUUUAGCAUCGCUAAACAUCAAUCGCGGCAGAGACCACGGCAUUCCAGGUUACACCACUUUGGUGGAAUUCUGUGGAGGACCGCAGAUCAACACCUGGGGUCAAGUGGACAGACUUUUCCAGAGGGGACUCAGACAAGUCUUCCAAAGAGUCUAUGAGGAUGUCCGAGACAUCGAUUUAUUCUCCGGCGGUUUAGCCGAGAGGCCCAACCAGGGUGCUGUGGUCGGCCCCACCUUCACAUGCAUCAUCGGCAUUCAGUUCUACCAUCUUAAGUAUGGAGAUAGAUUCUUUUUCGAGCACGGAGGACAAACUGGAUCGUUCACAGCCGCUCAAUUGCGUGAAAUCAAGAAAAUGACUCUUGGAAAGUUGAUUUGUCGGAAUUCAGGUAUAAAUGAAAUACAACCCAAUGUAAUGCUAUAUCCGAGUAGCAGAAAUCCAAUGACAAGGUGUGAUGAAUUACCUGAAAUGGAUUUCAAUGCAUGGAGGCAAUCAUAAUUGUAACCAGCUGUAUUUACUGAAAAUGAUGCUCAAAAAAUGAAGACUUCAGACAAAGCGGAUAUCUUCUUUUAUUUUUCAACAUGUGAAAUUUUCCUGCAACAUCUGAAGUCACUGCAGAUAAUUUCAUUAUAUGAUUACUGUUCAUUCAUAUAAUUCAUGUAUCGAACGUAAUUGUUGUGGAUAAUGCACUGCUUUUUUUUUCUGAAAAUGUCAUAUAUCAUGAAGAUUUACAGAACUGUUUAUCUGCUUCAUCAGCGUGUAUUUGUGAUUGUGGAAAGAUUUUUAUGCAUGCCAAUCCUGCAUGUUCAUUAAAGAUUUAAAAAUUA
Argiope bruennichi is the source of this 2652-nucleotide messenger RNA. RefSeq names its product chorion peroxidase-like. Lineage: Eukaryota; Metazoa; Arthropoda; Arachnida; Araneae; Araneidae. Gene Ontology annotation, biological process: response to oxidative stress. The transcript is spliced from 15 exons. Bases 173 to 2323 code for a protein of 716 amino acids. The record is from RefSeq and is a predicted model, not a curated record. Gene Ontology annotation, molecular function: heme binding; peroxidase activity.